Messenger RNA from Closterium sp. Yama58-4, 2184 nucleotides. The record is from the annotation of a GenBank genome assembly. NCBI's taxonomy places the organism in Eukaryota, Viridiplantae, Streptophyta, Zygnematophyceae, Desmidiales, Closteriaceae.
AUGUCAGGCGCGGACGAAACUCCAGCGAGCUCCUCGCGGAUUCCCGGAUUUUCUCUUGCGGCCGUCGGUGUGACAUCAUUCGGUGGGGAGGGGUUCCAGUUGGGCCAGCUCUCCCCUGGUGCUGACCCGGUGGACCAUGAAGAGGCCAUUGCGGCGCAGCGCGCUUCGGAGGAGGAGCGAUGGCAGAAGGCAAUGGACGAUAUGCGUGCUGAGCGGCAGCAGUCGCCAACUGAACGUCGUGACCCGACAUGGACGCCGGGUAACGCGGAUGCUGACGCUGCGAGUGACGGGGAAAGCGGUGGCGAGGAUGGCGGGGACCGUGCCAACAUCCAGCCGACGGACGCUGACCUGGAUCCGAUCGUGGAGGCAGCCCUGUGUAGGGGUGAGCCGGGCUUGGUGAAAGGCAUGUUCGGGGCGUUGAACAACGACUCCCGGCGAUGCCUCAUGUGCAACACGGUGAUUGGUUGGCGUUUAGGCAACACUAGCUCGGGGGCCAGGCAUGUGAAGCGGACGCACUAUCCUAGCCUUCAGAUUUGGGUCCGUCGCUUUCUGGACCCCAACAAGCCUGAUUCACUAGCUUUCCGGGAUGGGGGUUGGGGAGCUACAGUUCCGGAUAGGACGAAGUGGCCGUGGGAGCACGCUGCCACAUGGCCUGACAUGCCGGCAGCAGAGACGGGGGCCGGGCCGAGUGGGUUGACCGGAGGAGCUGCCGUCCCGAGUUGGAGAGCGGCAGCUGCGCGAGGGCUUGGUCAUGCUAUGGUGAUCGACUUCCGGCCGCUGGAGGGCCGUCACACGGGGGAUAAGAUUGCGAAGGAGCUGGAGGAGGUCAUAGGGGAGUGGGCGUUGGGUGGUGGUGAGUUCUUCGGCGUGACGACGGACAACGCCGAGAAGAACAACCGGGCGAUUCGUCUGCUUUGCGGCGUGGCAGACGAGACACCGGGCUCGCGUCCGUGUGACCCUCCCGUCAUGUCCCUGGCUCGGCACUUCAAAUGUGUAGCGCACGUCCUGAACCUCGCAGUGCAGCACACGAUCAAGAUCGAGCCGGUGGCCGAGGCGCUCCGGAGGCUCCGGGCUGUGGCUAGCUACAUAGGGUGGUCGGUGCAGCGGUCGGAGCGUUUUUUUGACAUCCAGAAGCGGUACGCUGCGACCGUCGCGGGGACGCAGGCAAAGGAGGGGGCGGAAGAGGACGGGGAGAGGCAGGCAGAGGGGGGCACUGCCGAGGAGGGGGCGAGGGGGGCAGAUGGUGGCGGCACUGGGCGCAAGAGGCCUACUGACCUGCGCUUGAUCGUGGACUCGGACACGCGCUGGGGUUCUACGCUGGAGAUGGUGGUGAGGGGGUGUGAGCUGUCAAUCCCUCUCACGAUGUACUUCGACGAGUCGUCCAUCCCCAACAUCAGGCAGACCACACGCACGGCCUGGGCUGAGAUCAGGCUUUCGGACGCCCACUGGACUGCUCUCAACGAGCUGCGGGCUUUCCUGGAGCCGUUUGACAGCAUCACCCUGUUCGUGGAGGGGUCUUUGUACCCCACCAUGGGAGCGGUGGUGCCGCAGUACAACAUGCUCCUCGACAUCCUUGAGGCGAACAAAGUUUCGCCCUUCGUCUCGCAGCUGUUCAGGGACCUCUCAACCCGGGCCUUGACCAAGCUGGAACGUCACAUGGGGAGGGUGAGCGAGGAGUGUGCGGUUGCCACCUUCCUCGAUCCUCGGCUCAAGACGGCAACCUUCAGGCUCAGGGCCCGGGGGGCGAGACCUACUGCGCCAGUUGUGGUGGCGGCGGGGGGGCAUGCCAUGGGUGCCAGGACUCUCGACCUGACCGAGGAGAGGGUGAAGGCGCUCGUGCGUGAGCGCCUUCCACCCUACCAGAUAGCAGCCCGUGCAGCGGCAGAGGCGCGCCUUGGGGGUGAGGUCACGAGCGCUAGAGGAGUGACGGGGGAGGGCGCGGAAAGGAGCGGGGCUGCAGAGCGCAGGAGUGCCAGGUCGCGUGGCGUGCUGGACUUUCAGGCAAGGCUGUUCGCUGAGUUGGCCGAGAUGGAGGCAGAGGAGGGGGUGCGGGCACAGGACGAGGUGGACCAGUACCUAGCUGAGGCGAGGCAGGAGGGUGGGUGCGCCUUAGCGUACUGGCGCGGGAGGGAGCUGCAGCUGCCCGGGCUUAGGGCCUUGGCACGCGAUUAUUUGGCUUCCUAG